This is a messenger RNA of Porites lobata, 417 nucleotides long. Lineage: Eukaryota; Metazoa; Cnidaria; Anthozoa; Scleractinia; Poritidae. The record is from the annotation of a GenBank genome assembly.
AUGCAUUUGAUGCUGACAGCGAACGAGGAUUCAACUGAAAAGGGAUCAUCCAAACUCACCGAUGAACAAAUAAAGGGCCGGUAUCAGAUCUUUCUUUUCGCACGUUACGAAACUUCGAGUAAUACUUUGGCCUAUAUCAUGACCUACCAGCUGGCCCUGAACCAGAAUGUAAAGGACAAAUUAAGAAAGGAGAUCAAUGAAGCAGUCAAGAGAAAGCCUGAAAGCUCUCUCUACGACCUUUCUCAUGACAUUGAUUAUCUUGAUUGUGUUAUAAAUGAAUCACUGCGACUAAAUCCACCUUUGGCUCAGGUUAACUGUGAAUGUGUGGACGACAACAAGUUUAAUGACAUUUAUAUCCCCGCAGGACCACAAGUCAUCAUUCCUGUGUAUUUUCUGCAUCGUGACCCCGAUGUCUGA